Messenger RNA from Antechinus flavipes (yellow-footed antechinus), 2779 nucleotides. RefSeq names its product succinyl-CoA:glutarate-CoA transferase (gene SUGCT). The transcript has 14 exons. The coding region runs from base 179 to 1504 and encodes 441 amino acids. Lineage: Eukaryota; Metazoa; Chordata; Mammalia; Dasyuromorphia; Dasyuridae. Gene Ontology annotation, molecular function: catalytic activity. The record is from RefSeq and is a predicted model, not a curated record.
CUCUCCGAACUCUUCUGCCCGGUUGCCGUGCACUGGGCUCCCGGCAGCCCCUGCCCGCGCUCCCCUAUGCUCGCCUGAUCUUCGGGACCACCUGCUCGAGCUCUCCCGUGCCGGAUUCCCGGGGAUUCGGGGCGCCUGCAGGCUCCCGUCCAAGUCCCGUGGGAUCGGCGAGCUCACGAUGCUCGCUGUCGGGCUCGUGUCUCGGCGCUGCUGGCAGAGGAGCGGCGUUUGGAGGCUCGGCCCCGGGAGAGACACGAGGCGGUUCCGAAGCAGCUGCCCACGUCCAGAUACAGAAAAUAUAAAGCCCCUGGAUGGUGUGAAAAUUCUGGAUCUGACCAGAGUCCUGGCAGGACCUUUUGCCACGAUGAACUUAGGAGACCUUGGAGCUGAGGUGAUUAAGGUGGAACGACCAGGAGCUGGUGAUGAUACUCGAGCUUGGGGGCCACCUUUUGUGGGAUCAGAGAGUACUUAUUUUCUCAGUGUUAACCGAAAUAAAAAGAGCAUCGCUGUCAACAUUAAGGAUCCGAAGGGGGUGCAGAUCAUCAAAGAGCUUGCAGCUGUUUGUGAUGUUUUUGUGGAGAACUUUGUUCCUGGCAAAUUGAGCAAAAUGGGUCUGGGCUACGAAGAAAUAAGCGAGAUCGCUCCUCAUAUUGUCUACUGUUCCAUAACAGGUUAUGGUCAGACGGGCCCAAUGAGUCACAGAGCUGGUUAUGAUGCUGUCGCAUCUGCUGUUUCUGGUCUCAUGCACAUUACAGGGCCAGAGGAUGGAGAGCCGGUUCGUCCGGGGGUUGCCAUGACAGAUCUCGCCACCGGGUUAUAUUCCUAUGGCGCCAUCAUGGCGGGACUCUUGCAAAGAUACAAAACGGGGAGAGGUCUCUACAUUGACUGCAACCUGCUGUCAUCUCAGGUGGCCUGUCUGAGCCAAGUGGCGGCCAAUUACCUCAUUGCUGGAAAGGAAGCCGGGCGCUGGGGCACUGCCCACGGCAGCAUCGUCCCCUACCAGGCUUUCAGAACCAAGGAUGGCUAUCUCGUGGUUGGGGCCGGAAAUGACCAGCAGUUUGUGACAGUGUGCAAGAUCCUGCAUUUGCCUGCACUGAUCAAUGAUUCCAGGUACAAAACUAACAAUCUUCGGGUCCAGAAUAGAAAAGAGCUCAUUACAAUAUUAUCAGCACGGUUUGCAGAGGAAAUGACUAGCACCUGGCUCCGUCUCUUCGAAGGCAGCGGGAUUCCAUAUGGACCCAUCAACAGCAUGCGCGAAGUGUUUGCUGAGCCUCAGGUGCGACACAAUGGUCUGAUCAUGGAAAUGGACCACCCAACUGUGGGGAAGAUCUCUGUACCAGGACCAGCUGUGAGGUACAGUGGGUUCACCAUGGCCGAGCCGAAGCCCCCUCCUUUGCUGGGGCAGCAUACAGUGGAAGUACUGAAGACGUCCCUGGGCUACGCGGACAGCGCCAUCAGUGACCUGCUCCGUGCCGGGGUGGUGGUCCAGCCUGAAGUCAAAUGAGAAAGGCUGUUUUCUUGACGGAGGAGUCCAGACUGAGCACGCUGGACAAGGGCAAGGCUCUUCCCUCUAGUCCCUUCUUCUGGUGCUACAGUCAGUAAAAAUGAAGACCUAUCAAUCCCCUAAAAAUGAGCCUGGGGCUGAUAGCCCCCUUGCCACUUUCUUAACUUUCUCUGGCCCUCCCAAAUCCCCAAACCUUUUCCAAUGAACACUCUUAUUGCAGGAUCACCUUAUUUCAUUCCCUGAUUCCCCAACCCUGAAAAAUGGCCUCCCCAUUCAGAUCCUGCUAAUUGCCCCAGUGUUUGCUCCAGGAACAAGCAGGAGGAUGAGGAAGAGCAGAGCCUGGACAGAGCCUGGCAGCCUCCACUCACACAUAAAGCCCGCAUUUAAACCCUUGUUAUGAAGUCAAGGCAAUAAGCAAAAUGACAGGCUCUGUGAUUGAUUUUAAACAGAAUAACCUAAUUUUGUGCUUAUGAAGGCUUUGUUAAUCUGUAAUUUAAACCAUGGCCUUUACCCAUGUCCAUUUUAAACCGAGACCCACUCUCCGGCGAGGCUAUGUAAAUAUUUGCUUUAGGGUGCAUCGCUCUGAUGGUCCCAUGAUGGGCUGCAGACCAUCAAUCUCUGCUCCUUCCCAGGGGCACGGUUCCUGAGGGGAGAGCUUCAAGGGGCAGGCUGGCUUGAGUCAAGCAUGGAUAGAAAAGGCUCCUCUAGGGUGCCCAGCCCCCAGAUCGAGAGGAAUGGAGAGGGAGCAGCCCUUGGGAGAUCGGGAGCAAGGCACCUCCCCACCGCUAACAAGUUUGGCAGCGACUUGGCCCUUGAAACCUGAGUGUUCAAGGGUAUAAUUUACAAGUAAAGUAAACAGGGUCCUGGAAGGCUUGAACCGUUGAAACGCUGGCCCUGGCGUGGGCCUGAACAUUAAUUCAGACUGACACCCAGCCAAGCUAGGCUCUAGCCAUGUAAGGCAGGGUGACUUGGGCCGAUGGCUUACCCUGUCCCUAGGGUUGCCCUUUCACCAAUAUUUUCCAGAGAGUGCAAAAUCCUCCCUUCGUGCUUGUCCUGUGCUCCUUAUUAAAAGAUAAUGUUAUUGCAUACUCGGGCUGCAACUGAAACUUUGGUUACAGCUCAUGUUUCUGACUGUGCCUCGACAGCCCAAUCACUUUUUUUUUGCUUCUUGCUCAGACUCUCUUUAUUUUCUUACUCUUGAUCACACAACUCUGGCCUUUAGUUUCUGUAAUUAACUGGAAUCAAGAAGCCCAAAUAAAUAAGGCGUUCAUCUUU